AUGCGCGAGACCUUUGUAUGGAAUCUGAAUGAUCCUGUCAUCACUCCUGAGCAUUUUGCGCAGACGCUCAUCGAGGAUUAUGCGCUACCCCAGAGUUAUCACGGCGUCAUCACGCCACGUUGACGAGGACAAAGAACUUUCAAAUUUCAGGGCUGCUUACCCAAUUGCGCGGGGGUGCCGCCAAUUGACAUGCUUGAUGGAAUUCGGCGCCUUGCCAGCAUCUGGCCUUACUCAGGUUAACUUGUAGCAGCUUAGUAGCUGACGACGAGCUCGCUUGAUUUUGUUUUGUUGCUCCUGUUGCCUUUGAUCCGAUUUUGUCCCCUCAACUUGUCACUGAGGCUCCAGUCACGGUGACGUGAUGGAUUCUGAGAGGAGAGGCCUCCUAAAAUUUUCAGAUUCGAAGUCCUCUCUUCAAUCCUACAACCAUGACUACGACGGUCGGAUUCUUGUCGCUUCCUACAGAGCUCAUAUGUCACAUUCUAAUCCUCCUUAACCCCAGGGACAUUAGUCGCUGUGCAAUGACUUGCAAUAUCUUUUGGCUUGCGGUCCGGAAUUCUGUCUACAUUC
Suillus plorans is the source of this 567-nucleotide messenger RNA. RefSeq lists its product as uncharacterized. The transcript is spliced from 4 exons. NCBI's taxonomy places the organism in Eukaryota, Fungi, Basidiomycota, Agaricomycetes, Boletales, Suillaceae. The record is from RefSeq and is a predicted model, not a curated record. The coding region runs from base 29 to 247 and encodes 72 amino acids.